AUCAGCCUGUGUCGAGAGGACCCGCUAGAAAACUCGAGGAGGACUGCGCCGAAGGAGCUCCAACCGCGCGGAGCAGCAACCACGAUCAGUCUCGAUCCUCGGCACCGGGGGAGCGAGCUUAGCGAUGUAGCUCGAUCAUCGCCCCAGCGAAAUCCUAACAUCAGCAAACACAGCUAAACUACAGUGUACCAAUAAAAACAGUGUAUCGUCAAGUAAUUCCUAGUGAUCAUUUCGAACCACUUAUCUCGUACUUAAAGAAGAAAUCAAUGUCACCGCGAGAAGCGAAGAAACCGUCGAAUCGAGCUCAGUGAAAAGUCGGCGAGGUCGGAGCGGAGGACAAUGGGGAGACAGGCAACAGGCGGAAGCAGGAUCGCGUGGACGGAAGCUAGGCAGCGGUCGCGGUCGUGGGGGACGCGUUUCUUGGGCCGAGUGGCCUGAGAUAUGCCAGGAGUGGCGAUCCCGUUGACAACGGAAGCAGCGUCGUCGAGGCCGCGAGCCGUAGCCGAGUCCAGGUCGGGAUCGAGCGGCGUGGGUGGCCGGUCGCUGGCGUUAGAGAUCGAGACGAUCGAGCGCCGGGUCUGCGCGACCCGACGCGACCUGUUCGUGCCGGUGACGGUCGAUCCACGACCGGCCCGCGCGGUCCACUGUCCGGACCUGAACGCCUGUCUGAUCAACGAGAGCCGGCCGAAGGAGGAUCAGGUCGACUGCCAGGCGGUGCACUUCGGCUACGCGAUCCCGGUGAACGUGGUGCCGGUCGAGGGCAGCCCGGAGCUGGUGCAGCUGGUGCUGGACCACUCGCAGGAGCUGAGCAGUCGGGUGGCCAGCUUCCUGCUGGACCACCAUCCGCAGUUGCGGGAGCUGAGGCCGGACCCGGAGAUGGCAGCGACCGCGAAGCACGACCUGCGCCGGAAGUACCCGACGACCGCCUCGGACACGUCCAGCUCCGGCGACGAGGACAUCGCGGCGAUCGCGAAACAGAUCAGCGAUCACGCCGAGGCGAUCUACCAGACCUGGAAGAGCCGGGGCCUGGCGCCCACCGAGAUCCUGAACUGCCACAGCAAUGCGACCGCCGCGGACAAGUUCGGCACCGCGCUCACGCCGACCAACGCGGCCAUCAGCCCCGGGAAGACCUCCCCGACGGCUGCCUCGUCGGCGAACGCCACCGUCGACAUCCUGGCGCAGUCGCCGAACCUGGACAACGGCAACCUGGAGAAGCUGGUGAACAACUUCGUGGUGGAGGACAAGGCCAGGAUAGCCGCGUCCAGACAGAGGUCGCCGUCCAAGACGCUGCCAUCCUCGAUUCAAUUCGCGCUGCAGAAGUUCGAGAGGAACUCCACGCAGCAGCAACAGCAGCAGCAGACCUCGCCGUUGAAGAACAGCAACGCUGCCAGCCAGUCGAAGGCGAAGCAGAACGUUCUUCUUUCCCCGACUUCGCCGUACGCUAACAAGCCCUCGCAGAUCGUGAAGCCGCAGGUCUCCACGAAGACGCCGCCCGGCGCGCAUCACAGGGAGGUCUUCCUGGAGACGAUCGAGACCACGUUCCCGGCGGACCUCGCGCCGUCGAAGAUCGUCCAGCAGAAGAGGCCGGCAAGCACCGUGAUUACGUCGCCGACCUCUCCGAACUUGGAGAACGCUUCGAACUCGGUGAAUUCCGGCUUGACCACAUGGCCGUUGAAGAACAAGCUGAACGAGAACAAGAGAUUGACGGACUCGUCGAGGUCGCAGCUGGAGACCAAACCGCUGACGAAGGAGGAGAAGAGAAGCAGCGGGUCGAACUCGAGCGUGUAUCUUGACGAGGUCGCGCGGGAGGAGGAGCGGCUGAUCAACGCGCUGAAGACCGGCUCGGUGAUCACGGAAGAGCCCGCGGAGAGGACCGUGCCCCUGACGCGGCAGAAGCCGGCGAUCAAGCGGGAGAAGCCGAAGGUGGAGCCGGUGAAGCCGAUCCUAAUCGGGCACAAUCAUCACGGGAGCGGCCUGAUGCCAGCUUCCGCGGCGAUGGUGAACAAUGUGGUCUCCGCUGCGCCCGGGGCCAACACGAGCCUCGCUUCCGACGCCAAGACCCUCACCAAGGACGAGCUGUCGAACAUGUCCGUGGUGCACUACGCGAAAGUAAGGUACAGAGCGGCGCAGCAGAACCCUGCAACCCAGCAGAGGCUAGAGGAGCAGAAGACCAGCAACGCGCAAGCGUUCAACGCCAGCGAGCAACUGGUCUCAACGGCCCGGUCCAAGUUCGAGACCGAAAUCAAGAAGGACAAGGACGCUAACAAAGAGGACAAGGAUCCUGUGACCUCCAGGUGGGGACCCAGGAUCAACACUCCUAGACCUAGGAUCGAGCAAGUGCCUCAUCCGGAAUUGACCACGCAACAGAAACAGCAUAUCAGAGCCGCGGCGGCGACCGGGACCGGAAACAAUCCUAUCAGACCGUUCUUGACUAGGGGAUCGGUCGCCGAACGCGUGCUCAUCUUCGAGAAGUGUCCCAGCGAGCUGCUCCUGGACAAACGCGGACCGAGGCAGCCCGCUAUUAACACCUGGAGGACCGGCCACGAGGUUCAGAAUAAGGCUCAGACGUACGCGAAAGACAAAGCGCAGCAGAAGAACCUACCGCCGCACACCACGUUACAGAGGCACGUGAAAGCGAACAGGAACGUACACAUACCGAGAUUUUAUUUCCCCGGGGGAAAGCCGCUGCCAUUGUCGCAAGUGGAGGCUGCCAUCGCCAAAAUUACCGCGGCAUUCCAGUCGCUGCCGGGCCAUCGCGCCUCUCGCGCUCAAUUUCACACGAUCACGAAGGCAUGCGAUCUGCCUCUUUAUUGGAAAGUGCCGCUCUUCCUGGCGGCAGGGGGCGACCAGACCGGCUACGUCGAGAUGAACGCCUUCCUUGAUUUCUGGAAAGAAAUGUCGAACACCCACCACGACGCGGCGAGCAAGUUUAUCAGAAUCACAACCCGGGGCCAGAGGAACAGCAUACUGCCCGAAGAUCUGAUCCCGCUGGUGCAGGACCUGGUCGAGACCCAUCCCGGUUUAAUUUUCCUGAAAGAGGCUACUGAGUUCCAUUCACGCUACGUACACACGGUGAUCGCCAGGAUAUUCUACUGCGUGAAUCGAAGCUGGAGCGGAAGGAUUUCCGUGGCGGAACUGAGGAGGAGCAACUUGUUAUCGGUGAUUGCAAUCCUCGAGCACAAGGAGGACAUCAAUCUAGUCACCGCAUACUUCAGCUACGAACACUUCUAUGUCAUUUACUGCAAGUUCUGGGAGCUUGAUCGAGAUCACGACCUGUUCAUCGACAAGAAGGAUCUCACCAAGCAUAACGAUCACGCUCUAUCGAAGCGCAUGAUCGCAAGAAUAUUCAGCGGUGCGGUGACUAGAGGAGGCGUGAAGAGUGCGAACGGUGUGCAGCAACCCCAGGACAAGAUGAGUUAUACUGAAUUUGUGUGGUUCUUGCUUAGCGAGGAGGACAAGAACCAUCCCACCGCAAUCGAAUAUUGGUUCAGAUGCAUGGAUCUCGACGGCGACGGCUACUUGUCGAUGUACGAAUUAGAAUACUUCUACGACGAGCAGUUGCAUCGCAUGGAGGCGAUCGGAUUGGAGACAUUGCCGUUCGAGGAUUGUCUCUGUCAGAUGUUGGACAUGAUCAAACCAGCGACGCCGGGGAAAAUAUCAUUAAGCGACUUGAAGAGGUGCAAGAUGACCUCGAUAUUCUUCGACACCUUCUUCAACCUCGAGAAGUAUCUGGAUCACGAACAGCGGGAUCCGUUCGCGUCUGCGAGGGAGCACGACCCCGAUGGCCACGAGCUGUCAGACUGGGACCGAUUCGCAGCUGAAGAGUAUGAGAUGUUGGUAGCAGAGGAGAGUGGUAACGAACAAAACGAGCAGAAGUCUUAUGAUUCCAUGUCGGAAGACGUGUUCGCUCAAAAUAUGGAUGGAGAAUCGGUGGAUCUGCUUCAGAAUACUGAGCACCAGGGCUACCUCGACGAUCAGUCGACGGCCAAUCCGCAAGACUCCAUUCAUCAGUCAAGGAAUCAGUACUAUGAUAGCGGAGAUAGCGACGACUACGCCGAGAGCGACAACUGAUUCUCCUUUGAUGACACAAGGAACUUAAAGGAAGUAGAAACAGUCCCUUCUGAAGGAAAGAUUAGUUUGAAGAAAGAGCAAACACUUUGAAAGACACAAAGAAGUUUAUUAGUGGAUAAAUGAUCACAGUAAUCCAGUGAAAAAAUGAAAGAGAAGUCCUUGAAAAAGGAAGGAAAAUAAUUCCCCUUUAAGGAGGAAGUAGCUUGAGAUUGCAAGUAGCAGAUCAAGACGUUCAGUCAAAGAUAAAUGAUCAAGAUUCAGCGAAAAAGAGAUUAGAGUCUUGAAUAGUAUUUGCUACAAAUGUUGAAAGAACGUAGACGAGACACAUAAUUAUUCUCCAAGUAAUGGGGGUUGUCAGUGACCGUGAGAGGAUUCCUGGAUCCGUGGACUGUAUUGUAUCGGAUCAAUUCGGUGAUCUUUGAAGUUACCGUGACUAAGUACAAAAGUACCGGAGACGCUCGAGAUGGAUUCUGAGUGUUCGCAAUGUGACAAGGAGCAUAUCUAAAGAUAGGUCGCUCUGGAAGCGUUCAGUGAUCCUCUGCUAAAUCCGGGGAGAGUUCAUCGUCACCGAAUCGAUCUGCAGCUAAAAACGGACGAAGAAACCAGGCCGUCACGACUCGUGUGAUAAGUGUCGUUGUUCAAUCCUGUACACGAUGUUCAAUCUGUACGUGCUGUGUACUUCACGUUGUAAAUAGACAGCAAAUCACCGGACCCUUAUUUUUACUUAACGUAAGAACCACUUUGAGACGUGACGCCUCCGAUUGUUGCAGCCGUUCUCCCAGCACGCCAUAAUUUUAUCGUGAACUAUGAGGGAUACCCUCCUCCGGAGGAGAACCCUCUCUGUCUUCCGUGUAUUCGCACGCGUACCUUUUUCUAGCCCAAAGGAUGUUAUUUUUUAGAGGAAACGAAGAAUGAAUCUCCGUGAGACACAGUAUAUACAGUUUCUUGGAAGACAGAGAGGGAAGGAAGAGGACUCAGGGGUGUGCAGCUGCUGCAGUCGGAAGCAAUACUAAUCGAAGAUAUCAGGGAAUCUCUUGCCCUCUGUAAUCGUCUUGUAAACCAUAGUAUUACACCGCGACCGUAUUGCGUGAAACUGAUGAGAGGAUCGUACAGAGUCAAAGUAUUCGUCCACGAUCGAGAUAAAUUCAAUUGACUACUUUAGAGCGUUAAUGAAAUCAGGUCGAGUACCAUAAUUAAACACGAAAUUGGUUCAGUGGUAUACCCUUAUAUUUCAGAGCAAAUCUCUGAAAUUAUUUUUACUUCAAGUAAUACCUGAAUGGCCAAUUGAUUUUAUUGUGAUUGUGGAGACCUUGUAGGCACUACUCGUACGCGAGUGUCUUCUUUUUCUGAUGAUGCAAACUAUGUAUUUCGCGAGCUUUCGCCAUUUCAUUUCUGCGGGCCUGGAAACGGGUAACGUUUACGAUAAACAAGCCAAAGAUGCAACGUGUUCCGUUGUCCGAAGAGCGAAGAUGUACGAGAAGAGAGGAAAGAUCGGGGAAUUGCCAAGCGCUCUGUUUUGUUUCAAAUUCGUGUUACGAAAUUAGGGGUUUUUCCCUUGAGAUUCCCUUGAAUAGCAGGAUGCCGGAUUUUAUGGACACUAGAACUACUAGUAAAUCUAAUUUGCGGUCUCUUAUUUAGCAAUUACUGAAAUCCUGAAGCUUAUUUUAUGGAAAUUACUGCGAGAAGUUGAUUUGUUCAAAUACACAUUUAAUUUUGACCACUCGGUAGUUGCAGCGUUAAAUAUUAGAACAGAUCCGACCGAUGAAGUCUUUUGUAAGUUGCGUUAAUGUUGUUUUGUAACAGAGGAAACAUAUCCAAAAUAGUUUGUUAAAUUCUCUUUUUUCGUAUUUACUUCAGCGAGUCGAUAAAAGGUUUCGUAUGCGUACUCUUGAAUGUUCAAUCUUGAAUAAGACAAUUACGGAAAAUCUUGUUUCCAAAUGGAUCUACCGAUUUUAUAUUACUUUCUCGCUAUUAUGGGAACACCGUGAUGUUCCACUGCAAAGGACUUUUAAACGCGGUUCGACUCAACGAUUGAACUUGAAUUAAUCACGGGUGUUGGUACUCUUAUUCAUUUAAAGAAGCAUCUCGUGGCAAGCCCUUGAUUGUUACUGUUAAAUUGAUUGCUCGUGAGAUUUUAUUUCUGCGUGAAUUCUAUGUCUUGUUGUUAUAUUAAAUAAUGAAUUCGCUCGAACGACGACCGUUAUUUCCGGUCUGUAAGAGUGUGCACUGCAUUCGGAUAACUGCCGCGGUACGAAUCAUUAUAUCUGAUUGACCUGUUUUGAGCCGCCAAGACUGCUGGAAUCCCUGUAUAUAUAUACAUACACAUACACACACAUAUAUAUACAUAUUACUUUCGUCUUCGAGAUUUCAUUUUUAAACUGCGUAUAUGAUAUUACUCUAGUCGAAAUGUGUGCUAUAAUUCACGUAAAAAAUGACCACGAGACUGGGGGGCUUAGUUUAGAUAUCUGUUUCGUGUUUGUUGAUUAACGACGAUGAAUCGCGAGCGAAACUUCCUUGUCGUUAUAUGUAUUUCGUUCUGGAACAUAAUGGCCAUGACUAGAUUCGUUGAAAGAAUAAUCCCAUUAAUUUUCUUUUAAAUACUUUUCGACUUAUUUUUUUUGUCAACGCCUUCAUAUUGGGUCUAGAAAAAAAUACGCAAUAGUUUAAAUUAAUUGCUAGAAAAUUAUAAUGUAGACACUUAGACAAUUUGAAUUCUUAGAUAAAGUAAAUCUCUAAUUGUCAUAAGCGAUUGAUGUUCCAAAACGAAAUAUUGGAUCCAAGACGGUGCUCCGGAUCGAUGCUUGGCAAACACUGAGACCGGUAUUGUUCUUGUUGCUGUUUGCGUACCUGUUUAGUUGAUUGCAUGAGCCCAGCUGUUGUUUUAUAAAUCGCUCGUUUGAAUCGUUUAUCGAGGACCGAUGUUUACCAAGCAUCGAAGCCUACAACGAAACCCACGUGCUGCUUUUAUGUCGGCGUAUCGAUCAUCCGAUAAGGAAGAGGAUCUUAUUAAUCGGUUCUGAUGGGAGAGUAUAUCGUGCAGAAUCGGACUUCGUGAAUUUCAAUUUUCUUUUUUGUAACGCGGCGAUCCGCGUGCGAGGUCGCUUUUGUUGACUAUCCAAAGAUGUAAAACUAUUAACACUUUACAAUCGUAUCUUUUAUAUAGUUCGUUACGAUAUUUUUUUUUACUAUAUAAAUACGUAUAUGUAUAUAUAUCUCUAUGUGCAUAUAUGUAUAUGUGCAUAUCUCUUCGUAGAAGUUCUCGUCGUAACGCGUUGUUCACGCAUUCGUUUUUUGGCAUCGACGACUCGACGUCGUGACGACGGGACGAGGAAAGAACGUGUCUGGUUAUUCGUCAUUGCAUUUGGCCAUGUUUUUUCGAUUGUUAUAUUUAUUCAUUACUCUAUGAUAGGUUUAUCACUGUUCUAGCGAUCUGUUACGUGACGAAACGAGUCGAGCGUGUCCGCGCCACGAUUUUCGCGUGUCUCCUCCGCGUAUGUAUUUCCAACGGGAAAAAAAACGGGAAGAACAAGGAAAACGAGGAUUUUUCAAUGGACACCAUGCUCGCAUCCCGAGAUGUCGAAGUUCGUGGCUUGAAAUUAAACACGCAUGCUUUCGCAGUCUCGAUUAAUAAACUCACGUUCACCAUUUACCUACAUUUUUAUUUAUAUAUUUUAUCUGUGCAUGAGUAGACGAGUAAGGUAAUUUUGCAAGUUAAUAAAAAUGAACGGUAAAAGAUCCUUUGC
Megalopta genalis is the source of this 7814-nucleotide messenger RNA. RefSeq lists its product as uncharacterized. Gene Ontology annotation, molecular function: protein phosphatase regulator activity; calcium ion binding. Gene Ontology annotation, biological process: protein dephosphorylation. NCBI's taxonomy places the organism in Eukaryota, Metazoa, Arthropoda, Insecta, Hymenoptera, Halictidae. The record is from RefSeq and is a predicted model, not a curated record. Gene Ontology annotation, cellular component: protein phosphatase type 2A complex.